GGACGACAUCCUCGUCUACUUGGAGACCUUUCAUGGGCAUGCACAACACAUAGAAUGAACAUUGGGAUCUUUGAGAGACGCUGGGUUCAAGAUCGCGCUCGAGAAGAACGAGUUUUUCCUCUCGAAAAUCUCGUUCUUCGGUUACAUGGUGACACGUGGAGGACUGCGGCCAGAUUCAAGGAAAGUCGUGGCGGUGAAAGAUGCUCCUGUCCCCACGACAGUGACGCAGGUUCGAGCUUUCCUGGGACUGGCAACGUACUACCGCCGUUUUAUCAAAGGCUUCGCUGCGACUGCGCGACCUCUAACGAAUCUGCUACGAAAGGACCAACCCCUUAGUUGGGAUGCAGAGUGCGAACAGGCCUUCGCCACCCUCAAAGGCGCUCUGGCGACAACACCUAUUUUGAUCCUGUCGGACCCUACGAAGCAGUUCAUUCUCAUCACGGAUUGGCAGCCAGAGGCGAUUUCCGUUAUUUUAGCGCAGAAGGGAAACGACGACCGAGAGCAGGUCAUCGAGUACGCGUCUCGUACGGUGCCAGACGAACGAAGGAACGAUUCAGCCCCGCAAGGUGAAUGCUAUGCUGUAGUCUGGGGAAUCUUGCACUUCCAUCCGUACUUGUACGGACAGAAGUUCCUCCUUGUAACCGAUCACGAGCCAUUACUGGCUCUCAAGAAGCUCACUAAUUACACGGGUAUGAUUGGAUGGUGGGCUGUGCGCCUACAGGAAUACGACUUCGACAUCAUCCAUCGAAAGACGGAGAGGCACGGCAACGAGGACGGGUUGACACGUCUGCAUUGCCCCGCCAAGUGCGACGAGAGCCCGGUCCCGCACGUCCUUUCACGAACUCUGACACCCUACCUACAGUGGUCAGCUUGCCUCGAGGAGCUGGCAGGUAACAGCAACCCGCCAUCGCAACGAGAGUACCUGGAGCCACAGAGGAUAAUCAACUUCGCCUUCUUUCAGCCUCGAACGGCCUCUGAAGACGAAGGGCUAGCGCUAGAAGAAGAAGAAGAAGAGGGCGUAGAGGAAGGCGACGAGGAAGAAGAAGAGGAAACCCCGGAAGAAGCCGGGAGCUACAGCGAAUACAGUGAGGAGGAGUCGGGAGGUGACGAAGAAGAGGAAGAAGAAGAAGAAGAGGAUCAGUUCGAGGAAGAGGAGGAAUCUGAGUGGGAAACUUUGGGAGAAGAGGCGGAUUGUGCAGAGACUCAAGAGGAGGAUCCCGAGGCGGUGCGAAGGAGAGAGGAGAUAGCAGCCGGGAAGCAGCCGCUGGAGUUCGCAAGCGGGGUGGAUCUGUCGAUCCCGAACGACCCAUCAAAGCAUCCCGAGCCGCCCAAGAACGACGAUGGGGACCUUGCUGCCGAGACUUCGAGCGCACCGGCCCCACGGCGACGAAGUCGAUCCCCCUCCCCCUCCACCUCCGCCCGUCCACCAGUUUGAGCUCGUACCGAUGCGGGGCAUCGGGCUU
This is a messenger RNA of Chara braunii, 1463 nucleotides long. Lineage: Eukaryota; Viridiplantae; Streptophyta; Charophyceae; Charales; Characeae. The record is from the annotation of a GenBank genome assembly.